AUGGCUGACAUUUUUAGGAUUGCAAUACUGAGCGAAGGCUACAAGUGCUUGACUGUUUCACCUGUAGCCCUAGGGUCAAAUGGAGGAUGGCUCUCGAAGUGUGGUCAAGGUGUGAAAGCCAGCGAGUGCGGCACUCCCCAGUCAGGAUGGAGACCGAGAAGGAGCAUUAUAUUUGCAAGCUGGGACGCAGAGAAGUUUGGUCUGCUGGGAUCUACAGAAUGGGCAGAGGACAAUGCCAGGCUGCUGCAGCAGAGAGCUGUGGCUUACAUCAACGCAGACUCUGCCAUAGAGGGGAUGUACACACUGAGAGUCGACUGCACUCCGUCACUGCACACUUUGGUCUAUGACCUCACCAAGCAGAUAGCCAGUCCAGAGGAAGGAGAGGAAGGAAUUUCUUUGUAUGAGAGCUGGCACAAAAGGGACAACUGGACUAAUGGCCGCGACGCUCCAAGGAUCAAUAAACUCGGGUCUGGAAGCGACUUUGAGGCCUAUUUUAUCCGACUGGGAAUUGCUGCAGGCAGAGCCAGAUACACAAAAGACAAGAAAACUGAGCGCUACAGCAGCUAUCCGGUCUACCACAGUGUGUACGAAACCUUUGAGAUUGUGGAACAGUUUUAUGACCCGUCCUUCAGGAGGCUGCGGGCGGUGGCUCAGGUGAGAGGAGGACUCACCGUCCUAUUGGCCAAUUCCCAGCUGCUUCCGCUUGAUGCUAACGAGUAUGCAGAUGCACUGGGUAAGUACGCCCAGAGCAUCGCGCAGCUGGCUGCGAAGAACCCAGAUGAAAUGGUAAUGUACGAGGUGUCAUUUGGUAAGUUGUGUCGGUGGUGUCACAAACCGUGUGAAAAAACAAGUCUAAUAAAAUCUGGGAACUUUACUUUGCAGAUUCCCUGUUUUCUGCAGUACAGAACUUCACUGUUGCAGCCAGAGAUUUCCAUGAACGUCUGAAAAGCCUCAACAGGGACGAGUAAGACAGUUCAAACUCUUACGGGGCUGAACAAGUUUGAUCUGUUUCCAUCACAUAUUCAAUUGAAAGUGUGAUAAGAAUUAGUGAUUGGACAUAUGAAAGCCAUUUAAAGAUAUGUGGUGGGUGUCCUUCAGUCCUCUGCAGGUGCGGCUUGUGAACGAUCAGCUCAUGUACCUUGAAAGAGCCUUUAUUGACCCACUUGGUUUACCUGGCAGACCCUUUUACAGGUUAGUCUUACAUGCAGGCAGACAUACAGGUUUCUUAAAGUCUAAAUCAAUCUUUUUAAAGAGUUAAAAUUUUUGACCAAAAACCAUUAAUAUUAUUGGCUGUAACAUCUGUUGGAAGGUAAAUAUGUGGGACAGACCUGUGGAUCAUCAGAAGACUAAACAUCAAGAUACCAAACACUUGGAGAAGCCCACAGUAAAGCCUUUUAGAACUACCUUCACACCACACUCGACAAUGCACAUUCAAGAGACCACUUUGAAUUAAAAGUCUAUGCAAACGUACGUAUACGCCUGCUUUGGGCUUCUGCGUUCAAAACUCUUACGUUCAUGCGUAGCUACUGAGCUAAGUUUCGGCGACCAUUUUCAGGCUU
Molecule: messenger RNA, 1559 nt
Organism: Oryzias latipes (Japanese medaka)
Lineage: Eukaryota; Metazoa; Chordata; Actinopteri; Beloniformes; Adrianichthyidae
Source: RefSeq, a predicted model, not a curated record